AUGGUAGUGAAUAAUGAGGAGGUAAACAUAAUGAAUGAAAGUGAGUUGAAGAAAGUAUAUUGUGAGCAUUUUAUUGAUGAACUGAAUGAUGAAGAAUUAAUGUAUAAAAAGGCUGUCGAAGAUUUAUUUUGUAUUUAUAAGUCUUUUGGUUUUAUAUAUUCAAUAAUAAAAAAGGCAAAUUUAUUGUUAAAUAAGGAAAAUGUUGAUAUGUUUUUAAAAUCGUUAGUAAGUUUCAUUGAUGAACUUUUUCUUACUAAUCCAAAUUUAUUUGAACAAGACUUUACUAAUGUGAAAGCUAGUUAUGUAAGUAACAGCACGAGUAGUUUAGGUUCGAAAAAAAGAAGACUUGAUUUUGAUGAUGUGUAUGGAAUGAACAGCAGUGAUGGUAAUAACAGCGGUAAUGUGAAUAGCAAUGUAAAUAGCAUUGUGAAUGGCAGUGUGAACGGCAAUGUUGAUGGCAGCAGUUGCAAUGGUAACUCUUUUAUAAAUCUCGUAACCAAAGCGUACGUAGAAGAAUUACUUAAAGACAUAAACAACAUUGAUGAGAAUUUCAGUGAAACCAAUUCCGAGGAUUUUUUAUUUAUUGUUAAAAAUAUUUUAAAAAUGCGAAAUGUAAUUGAGACGGAACAAGUUAAAAGUCGUAUUGAAAAAAUAAAGAAUAUUUUAACCAUCGGAAAAAAUAUCUUUCAAAAAGAUGAAUUUUUAGAGGAUAUUACUGGGAAUACAAAUAAAAAGAGUGUACAUGAAUACAUUGAUGAAAUGAGCAAAAAAUUAAAGACAAUCGAACCUGAUAUUAUAGCUAUAGUAUAUAAGCAAAAUUUUUGGUAUAAAAAUAUUCUGAACAAGUCAGAAUAUGACAGCAUAAAUUCUAUACUAAAUUUAGAUUUAGAAGCAGAAAAUGAAAAAAUUGAACAGGUUUAUACAGAUGUUAUAUUAUUAUUAAGUGAAAAAAUGACACAAAAUAAAGAUUUCUUAAUAGCAAAGGAAAAGUUAGAAAGAUUAAAAUCUAGUUAUGAUGCAGAAGUUCAACGAAAGUUACAACAAGAAAUGGAGAUGACUAAAAAAUUAGAGGAUAAAAGAAAAGCAGUACAAUUUAUUCUAGAUAGAUAUAAUGAAUAUUCAUGGUUUGAUAAAAAUUCUCCUAAGAAACAUUCCUUUUAUAUCUUGGGUAUAAACCCUAGAGUUGUAACAGAAGAACAACUAAAAAGCUUUGGUAAACGAUUAAAACACAUACUACAUCCGGAUAAAGAACCUAACAAGGAAUGGAAAAAAAAAGCUGAAUCUGCUUUUAAGGAAGCAUCAUUAGCUAUCUUGGGUUGUCAACAAGAGUUCAAAACUAAGGUUCUCAGGAAUCUUGAACCAGGACCUGUUGCUCCAUAUUUGUCCUUAAUUAAAAUUGAUAUAUGUCAAGAAGAAACGGGAGAAAAGAUAAAUACCUCAAGCACGGAGCCGAGUGGCCAAAGCGGUCAAACUGAUAACACAUCUCAGAGUAACGGUUCACUCCCUCAAUACUACCCAACCCAAGCCUACUACCCCAAAUUUGACUUAAAAUGUGUGGAUCAGAAAAUAGGGACCAUCCUUAUUGACAUAAAAUGUCCUGUUCAACUAGGCUUAAUAAAAAAGGUUAUAUUAUAUGUGCAUAGACCUAUUUAUGGAAAUGAACCCAUGAAUUUAAUUCCUGAAGACUCUUUUUUAUCCUAUAAAAAAGAACAAAAUAUUAAUGUAAAAAAUUUAAAUCAAUCUAUAGAAGCCAGAGUCGAUUUUGUACAACCGUUAGAAAUUGCUUCUUCUACAAAAUAUUAUAUAGGAAUACAAUUAAUAGCAGAAAGGGGUAAUACUAUGAUUAAUUGGAAUUCUAUUAAUAUCACUUUACAUAAAUUUAGUAAUAAAAACAUUAUUAAAAAGUUGUUAUCAUCUUUUGUAAAUGCACCAUUUAUUAAUCAAGCUCAUUUAAAUUCUGCGCUGUCUAAUGAUAACAAAGAAGAGAUGACAAGAUUUUUAAAUGAGUGUAUUUCUUCAGCUAAAAUAUGGGCACAAACGGUAUAA
Plasmodium malariae is the source of this 2046-nucleotide messenger RNA. RefSeq names its product conserved Plasmodium protein, unknown function. The record is from RefSeq and is a predicted model, not a curated record. Bases 1 to 2046 code for a protein of 681 amino acids. Lineage: Eukaryota; Apicomplexa; Aconoidasida; Haemosporida; Plasmodiidae. The transcript has a single exon.